Messenger RNA from Durusdinium trenchii, 975 nucleotides. The record is from the annotation of a GenBank genome assembly. NCBI's taxonomy places the organism in Eukaryota, Dinophyceae, Suessiales, Symbiodiniaceae.
AUGAUUCAAUACGCCAUUUGCUGCACAUGCUGCUGUGUGACCCUCAACAUCGGGCUGGGCUUCGCCCUGUGGGCUUCGGGUGUGUUUCUAAGCAAAGCCAAGGCAUGGGAAGUGCACACCGCUUGGCGUCAGACAGAGUGCAAGGUCUUGGUGGCUGGUGUCAGCUGCGUAGAUGACGAAAGUAGGAGCACCUGUGGAGGCUACAAAGCCGGCCAAAUGCCAACACAAGACGUCCCAGUCUUCCUCACUGAGCAGAUUGCGGUGUGUCCGGGGACCUAUUGGUGCUCCAAGGAGGGGGAGGAGUGCAACUGUACCGGCGAGAUCACCUUCAGUGCGGAGCUCUUCGACGGCUAUGUCUACACCGUGCCCGCCGUGGAGCAGUCCUAUAAGGUGCAAUCCAAAGGCACGUGGAAGUGCGGCACAAAUCAAGCGGGGCAGCCCUACAAGGUCGAUCCAGCACCUUGGCGUGUGAAGCAUUGCUGGUGCACGCCAGAAGGCAUUCAAGAAGUGAUGCAGCCCUUCGGAAACAACUUGCACAAGAAAGAGUGCUCCGAAGCAGCGAACUUCGACUUUGAAGAGGCCUCCGAGAGGCGCCUGGCCACAGCCAAGGCGCGGCGCCUCUUCCAACGUGUGCGCGAGCGCAUAGUGGCGGCGACUGCGGCGCCGCAGCGGCAGCUGCACGAUUCUCGAAGGCGGCGCACCUAUCGCUACACACCCUGGGCGCUGGUCACAGUGGAGGAUGGUGACUGGGUGGGGGACACCGAUGAGACGGCCACAAAGCCGAUCGUUUGCGCCUACGAGUACGGGGUUCCUCAAGCCUCUGGGCAGUUUUACCACGGCGAUGGGCCCUACAGUGGCGGUGUGUGGGAUGCGGAGAAUGUGGCGAAGAACUGGGGCAACCUGGUUUGUACCAUGUUUUGUCCUGACCGAUCGCAUUGGCGGUGUUUUGCGGGCAGUCUUGUUCCGCCGGGUUGA